Messenger RNA from Coccidioides immitis RS, 582 nucleotides. RefSeq lists its product as uncharacterized. The record is from RefSeq and is a predicted model, not a curated record. The transcript has 4 exons. NCBI's taxonomy places the organism in Eukaryota, Fungi, Ascomycota, Eurotiomycetes, Onygenales, Onygenaceae. The coding region runs from base 1 to 582 and encodes 193 amino acids.
AUGCAGCAAUCACGAUGGCUCCGACCCAGCCCAGGAACCGAGUGCUAUGUUGAGGCGGCUCCCACAGGCAGUGCCGCCGCUGAGGAAUAUGACAUUAUAGUGCCAUUCUAUCACAAGGCCUUUCAGCACCAUGCUGUUGAUAUCGGUCCAUUUGUCUCAUUUGCAGAUUUGUGCUCUGGCCGGAGGGUCCUAGGUUUUGGCUGCGGUGCUGGAUGGGUCACUGCACAAGCAGCCUCCCGAGUAGGGCAAAGGGUCAAGCCAUCGCCAUUGAUGCCAGUGCAAUUUCUCCGUCACCUCACAAACAUACCUGUCGCUCGAGGCUUGAUCGUGUCCAGCCAGGACCAUGAGCACCAUGAUCUUGCUUACAUCGGCCCACUCCCCUUUGACAGUUCGGAUACUGAGGAGCUGCAUUGGCAUGGCAGAGAGAUGGGUGUGUCUCAAAAGAGCGUUCAAGACAGUAUCUGGGAUACUUUAAGGGAUCAUGAAGGACAGGAGGAAAAGAAAGCAGAACAUUGCCAUCAAGAAUGUUUCAAUCCUUGUGGCGGCCACGCGUCCGGAUCCUCAGGGCAGCGAUCUAGCUGA